CAUUCGACUUGCGACAUGCGACAAGGGACACAUAAAACCAGCAACUAUGUAGGCUGUGGAUCAUUUUCAAAUAGAGCUGUGAUCACUGAUCAUAACUUGGAGCAGUAUUGGAGAUGGCUCAGGAGCAGACAGAGUGGCAGAAGGAGGAAGAUCUCAAACCUGAUAAGAAUGAGGAGAGCCAUAUAGUUACAAUAGAAGAACACGACGACGACGAUGAUGAUGAUAAUGAUGAAAUCGGAAGAGCCGCAUCAUCAUCGUCCACGGUGUCCAGAUCCACAGCCAUUCCAGAGACCGGUAGGAACCCAUCAAAGAAACGCCUCUGUUCCGGUUAUGACCAGGAGUUCAGUGAAUAUCUGAAGGCACGCAAGCCAGCGCAUGGAGGAGGAGGAGGGAGGCCACAGCGGCGCAGUAGACCAAGAGUUUCAGGAGAAGAGUCACACCGUUGUACAAUAGAGACGCCACACCAUUGUACAGCACAGAAGCCACACCACUGCUCACAGUGCGGCCAGACUUUCUCACUAGAACGCCGCCUCACACAACACCAGUGCGUUCACACAGGGGAGAAAGCGUACCCAUGCAAUCAAUGUGGCCAAAGCUUUGCCUAUCUAUACAGCCUGAAGACGCAUCAACGCACUCACAAAAAAGACAGCCUUUACUGGUGUGACGUGUGCGACAAGGCUUUUAAACUAGCUCCGCAUCUACGUGCACACAAGCGCAUUCACGCAGAAGAGCCUCCCUUUCAGUGUCAGCAGUGCGGCAAGUGUUUUGACCGGCAGCUGAGUUUAAAAAGACACCAGUAUACUCACACAGCAGAGACCACUGCCUACCAAUGUGAACAGUGAUGGGAGAUGUUUGCACUCGCCUCUGCUCUCAAGCUGCACCAGGUGAGGCACAAACAGACGGACAACCAGCCUGUCCACCUGUGCCAGCGCUGCGACCGCCGGUACCUGACCGCAGCAGGGCUCCACAUGCACCAGUGCAUUUGAACAUU
Molecule: messenger RNA, 991 nt
Organism: Engraulis encrasicolus (European anchovy)
Lineage: Eukaryota; Metazoa; Chordata; Actinopteri; Clupeiformes; Engraulidae
Product: zinc finger protein 180-like
Exons: 4
Coding region: 114-842 (242 amino acids)
Biological process (GO): regulation of transcription by RNA polymerase II
Molecular function (GO): DNA-binding transcription factor activity, RNA polymerase II-specific; RNA polymerase II cis-regulatory region sequence-specific DNA binding
Source: RefSeq, a predicted model, not a curated record